This is a messenger RNA of Pseudo-nitzschia multistriata, 2777 nucleotides long. Lineage: Eukaryota; Bacillariophyta; Bacillariophyceae; Bacillariales; Bacillariaceae. The record is from the annotation of a GenBank genome assembly.
UUUCCUUUGCAGUAGAAACCAUGAUCGAGAAAAGUAUAUCAAUCAACUUCAAGAAACCAAUCAGCUGCACAAUUGGUAGAAGAAGAAUUCACCAUCGAAAAUAGGAAAAAGAAAACCAAUUACGUUGUUGACGACGACGCCGCACAACUGUGGAUUUAUUUGUUGUCUUUCAUCUAUCGAUCCGAUGAUCACCGGACCAAUUGCAAUGUGCGCAAGCCACAAGCCCCGGCAGUCCCUUCCAGGAAGGUUUGGUGCAUCGCUCGGGAGAACGAGGAGAGCCAGAACUGCUGUAGCYGUCGUCGCUACGGUAUUGACGGCAUCGGCAACCGUUUCUGUGUCGGCCUUCGCUGGCACCGGCCUACAACGAAGGACGCGUCCGUCGCUCCGCACCGAUAUUCUCCGCAUCCCGGGAGCGCAACAAAGAACUCGGCGCUUUCGCAACGGGGCUGUUCUUUCCGGAAACGUUGGUGCCAUCCGUUGCGGUGAAAGCAUUAGGAGCAGCAGAACAAGAGUCGAUGGCGCAUCGAAAAAUCUAUGGUCCAUCCAGGAUUGCUUGGAGCAAUGGAACUCGCUGGACGGGAAUACGAGUACUGCCACGAAGGAUGGGGAAGGUGCCGGAACGCAGCAGGAGCAACGACAGCAACGGAUUGUAUUCGUGGAUGCCACCUGGUACCACAAAGGAGAGAGAAACGGACGUGACGAAUUCGAGGCCGGGCCGCGGCUCCCCGGUGCCUUCCACUGGGACAUUGGCGAUCUCGCCACCACCGSGGAAUUGUUUCCCGAAGACAAUCCAAAGGGCCUCAAGAACGUAUUUCCACCCGAGUGGUUGGUCGGCUCCGCGCUCGAGCGAAUGGGCGUUCUGCCGGACGCCACCACGGUCGGCAGYGGUGGUCCCGAUGCCACCGGCGGUCCCUCGCCCGCUGCUUCUCCCGUYACGCUUGUGGUAUACGGCCGGGACGGCACGCGCUUUGCUCCCCGCGUGUGGUACAUGCUCCAGAAGUACUACCGCGGUGGUCCCGUCCGGCUGCUCCAGGGGUCGCUGGAGGAGUGGAUCGAGCGGGGGGGACCGGUCGAUCGAGGACCACUGAAGGACUCCGAUGACGGCAGCGCGGUGCUGCAGGCACAKGAUCUGGCAGAAGGAUCGGAACCCCCGUCACUCCACCCCUGGAUCUCGUCCGAGGCGAGGAAUCGAUUGGUAGACAUGRCAUUCGUACUGGAGUGCUUGAAGGACGAGCAGCAGCAACAAGAAGGACAAAAGACGGACGCCAAUUUGCCCUCCGUGAUCAUUGACACCCGUGGAUCGUCCUUUGCCAAGAAGGGCCACAUCCCGGGCGCGGUCCACGUCCCGUACGCCUCCCUGACCCUUCCAGAGGAUUUCACCACGCUGAAAYCCAGGGAGGAGCUGGAGAAGGUGCUGAGAAAGGCCAUGGGAGACGARMRCUACGACCGGCUUGGGGAGCAACCCCCCCUUUUGACGUGCGGGACCGGCGUCUCGGUGUGCACCCUCGCGCUCGUCCUAGACGARCUGGGGCUUCCGGAACCGUGGAUCUACGACGGGAGCUGGAACGAAUGGGGRGGAGACCCCACCACGCCAAAGGCGGGGGUUCCCUGAUGUGUCGAAACCGCUGCGGGUGAAAUCGGGUUUGGUCGGUUCGAUUGGAUAUUGUCCUGUAUUCUGGUUUACGUUCGGUGAUAGGAUGUUGGUGUGGUGYUGCUUUCWCUGAACUAUGGUGAAAGUGCAUCGAACACGAAUCCGACUCACAUGCUUUGACAAGGCGAUUUGGAAAUUCAACUUGWUGUUUGUUAUAAACAACCAAGUCAAAUUUCCCUCCUCGUUGUUGACUGCUMUCCAUGCAUGUUUUUGAAGUCCUCAGUCCAGACCGAAGUUGCACUGAAACUCUCCUAAAACGAACGGGUUGACGCACCUCUGCUAUCUCCUUCAUUUGUGAUACAAGGCUAUGUGCAAGUAGGAUAUWAAUCUCCACGGCGAUAUUAACUCAUUCCUGAUUUCAAUCCAGYCAUCUGAUGCCAUUGCAUUUCGCUAUUUUGUUCGCUCGUUAGAUUAGCUGGAUGACAUCAAACACUACUACAGAAGAUACACUACAGCGCUCGGGCCCUGAGCUCUACACAAGCUUUCUACAMAAUGCUUAUCAAGUUCUCUAUCAAAAUAUUUGUUUAAAAUUCUAUAGCAACGACUAAGCUACGAAUUUUAAAUGGUACAMCGGUGGAUUUGAUAAGAAUCCGUGUAAAACGCUUCGGAGCGGUGCCAUUGCUCUUACUUUGGAUUGCCGUAACCGUCGUCAUUUCCGAGGGAAACAAACUUCUUCCCGAGACGCAAGAGGUUGGGAAGGAAGAAUGGCACCGAUAAAGCGGUUCCACCAAGCAGGACAGCAGGGACCAACUUCUUGGCAUUCUCGGCAUCCUCCUUCGCUUUUAAUUUGCGUGCUUUCUCCUGGUCGUCAUAAAUAUCGGCAAAGGCGGGUUUGGAUGUCACAGCUACAAGGGAUGCUGCGGAUAGGGAUGUCAUCGCCGAGGUUGCACCCUUGCGCAUCAUAUCCCGACGAGAUAGGACUGCGACACUGUUUUGAUCAGGGAUGAAAUCAUCUGGUGUYGCUCGAAGAACGAAUGCAUUGGAUCUCUUGCCACUAACACAGGUGAAUGCCUCGACAUUCUGCUGUUGGACUGAAAAAACGAACAAGAGAGAAAGGAGGCUGAUGAUGUGCAUCAUAUUUCUUUUGGGUUUAGAUUUGUAGUUWGAUUAAAGAAAUGUUGUUGCG